AGCGCGGGGAGCCCGUUCGUCACUGAGCACUUGGUCGGCUGGGAGGCGGUGGCUGCUGACCCCAUCGGUGGUGGCAGACGGCUAUUUCUCUGACGAAAACGCUUGGGAAGAUGGCGGCAAAUGACACUGAACAGGAUGACUUAGUUUUGAAAAAAUCUACUUCUGACACGGAAAAGGAAAGUGAAAGAUCAGCAUCGUCUAAAUCUCCCAAAAGCUACAAGCAUCAUUCUUCACGAUCGCAGUCUAGGUCAAGAUCAAGAUCUAGGGAGAAGGAACGGUCCAGGACAAGAUCAAAAUCUAGGGAGAAGAAACGAUCGGGUACAAGGUCACGAUCUAGGGAGAAGAAACAGUCUUGGUCAAGAUCGCGAUCUAGGGAGAAGAAACGGUCUAGGUCAAGAUCACGAUCUAGGGAAAAGAAACGGUCUAGGUCAAGAUCACGAUCUAGGGAAAAGAAACGGUCUAGGUCAAGAUCAAGAUCUAGGGAAAAGAAACGGUCUAGGUCAAGGUCAAGAUCUAGGGAGAAGAAACGGAAGUCUGAAAGUGAAAGCCGGAAACCCAGACAAAGUCGCAGCAGAAGCAAAGAGGAACAAAGACGGGACUUAAAAGAGAAAAGUACCACCAAAAAACAAAAAUCUUCUGAUCAGCAAAGUGACAAGGAGCAUGACAAAGGGAGGGAACGAUUAAGUUCAACAGAAAACGGAGAAGACAGGCCAAAGCGGAAAGAAAAGAAACCUUCAAAAGCUCAAAGUUAUUCAAGAUCCAGGUCCAGAGAAAGGCGGCACCGGAGUCGUGAAAAGAAGAAGUCACGUUCACGGAGCAAAGAAAAGAGGUCUCGGAGCCGAGACAGGCGGUCAAAAAGCAGAGACAAACGCUCAAGGAGCUGGGACAGGCAUUCGAGGAGCCGGGACAAGCGGUCUCGGAGCCUGGGCAGGCGGUCUCGGAGCCGGGGCAGGCGUUCGAGGAGUCGGGGCAGGCGUUCGAGGAGUCGGGGCAGGCGUUCGAGGAGUCGGGGCAGGCGUUCGAGGAGCCGGGGCAGGCGUUCAAAGAGCCGGGGCAGGCGCUCAAAGAGCCGGGGCAGGCGCUCAAGGAGCCGAGGCAGACAUUCAAGGAGCAGAGAAAAAAAACGACGUAUAAAAUCUCGUUCAAGAUCGCGAUCAAGACACAGGAUACACAGGAGUAGAAGCCGAAGCAAAGAGAAAAGAAAACGCAAGUUCAGUAGAAGCAGAAGUCGUAGUCGUACUCCCCCAGCAUUCAGAGGUCGCAAUGCUGCCAUGGAUGCUCAGGAAGCGUUAGCUCGGAGGCUUGAAAGAGCAAAGAAGCUUCAAGAGCAAAAAGAAAAAGAGCUACUGGAGAAACAGAAAGUGGAACAACCAGAUGUUGCAGAUACAACAAAUGGAUCACUUGUAAGUGUCAACCAGCCAACAGUCAGUAGUGGAUCAGUUCUCAAUGUUGCUGCUCUCCUGGCAUCUGGUACUCAAGUUACACCGCAGAUUGCAAUGGCUGCACAAAUGGCAGCACUCCAAGCCAAGGCACUGGCUGAAACUGGUAUAGCUGUGCCUAGUUACUACAACCCAACUGCCGUCAACCCAAUGAAGUUUGCAGAACAAGAGAAGAAACGUAAACUUCUCUGGCAGAACAAGAAGGAAGGGGAUAAGUCACAGACUGCAGAAUUAUGGGAAAAGCUAAAUUUUGGUAACAAGGACCAAAAUGUUAAAUUCCGAAAAUUAAUGGGCAUCAAGGAUGAGGAAGAGAUAGGAACCCCAAUACCAAAUCCUGAUGAAAGUUUCAAAACUCUAAAGCAACAAGAAGAAGUAUUCAGGAACUUGGAUGCUCAGUAUGAGAUGGCACGAUCACAAACGCACACACAAAGAGGCAUGGGCCUGGGUUUCUCCUCUUCAAUGAGAGGAAUGGACGCAAUUUAAGAACAAACAUUGUACUUGUGCUUAAGCACGUUAUUUUUUUUAUAUCGUCUUCGUCCAUGUUGGAGAUUUAAAGCUUCAUCUUGACUUUCACUUUCCCAUUUACUGAAAAAGCUAGCAAUCUAGCUUGCAUGGUUGUUGCAAUGCAAAAUAAUUUAUUAAAGAGGUUUUGAUUGUAAAGAUAACUGGGUGUAUCAACAAUCAUACUGUGAUAGUUACUCUUCCUAAACAUUGGGACUUCAUUGAAGAAAGAGUUGAUGGCAAUGUUUUGCAACUAGGAAAAGGAAGUUCUAUCAUAUCUUUUUUUCUUUUUAUGUGUUUGAAGUGAUGUACGCAGACUGGAUUCAAACAGCCCAAUGUCAUUCAUAUUUUGUUGUAAUACUUCAUGUUGCUGUAUUAUGUGAUUGCUUUUGUACUAAAACUUGUACAGUUAUUUUCAUCUUUUGAAAUGCAAAUGAUGAAUGUGUAGUUGUAAAUUAGGAUUUAGUUUGUAUGUAAGUACUUAUUCCAGUGCUGAAAAGCGCUUUAUAGUGCACUGUUCAUUAUCAAGCUUUCUGGACAAUAAAUGGAUGAUUUUCAA
Molecule: messenger RNA, 2499 nt
Organism: Carcharodon carcharias (great white shark)
Lineage: Eukaryota; Metazoa; Chordata; Chondrichthyes; Lamniformes; Lamnidae
Gene: rsrc2
Product: arginine/serine-rich coiled-coil 2
Exons: 11
Coding region: 111-1922 (603 amino acids)
Source: RefSeq, a predicted model, not a curated record